AAUCAUCUUUGGCAGAUUCAUCUUCUUCCCCACAUCGCCCUAAAAUUUUCCCCAAUUGCAAAAUCAUGAAACCCACAUCUCGAAAUUUCCAGGUUUUCUUCCAAUCUCCCGACCUCGGAAUUCCUACGCGUGCUGUAAAUUUUCAAAACCCUAACCCUAAUCUCACCCUCCACCACCUCAAAUCCUCGCUAUUCCCCACGACUUCGAUCCCUCACGCUUCCUCCUUCUUCACUCUUAAUGGAAAACCGCUGGCCGAUUCAACUCCCCUCCUGCAAAACCGCGAAAUCGUCCCUUUCUCCACCCUAACCCUCCACAUCCGGCUCCACGGCGGCGGCGGCGAUGGUGGCGCCACGGGGGCGGAGUCGCGGGACUGCUAUCUGAAGAUGUACGCCGUGAAGAAGCCCGACAAGGUCGAUCCGCACGAGCAGCGCCUCUCCAAGUGGGUGAAUUGCAGCUUAUCGAACGAGCCGCUGAGGGCGCCGGUGGUGAUCGAUGCGCUGGGGAAUUUCUUCAACAAAGAGGCUCUGGUCGAAGCUCUGUUGAAGAAGAACAUGCCUAAGCAGUUUUGGUACAUCAAGGGUUUGAAAGAUAUGAUUCCGGUGGAGCUGACGGAGAGCCCGGGAGGCGGAGAGGCCAAGUUCCAGUGCCCGAUCACCGACCUCAAAUUCAACGGGAAGUAUAAGUUUUUUGCGCUCAAGAGCUGCGGCCAUGUCUUGAGUGCCAAGAGCUUUAAGGAGGUGAAAUCUUCGAGCUGCUUGGUUUGUCACAAGGAGUUUGUGGAGAGUGAUAAAAUUGUGAUCAAUGGGAGUGAAGAGGAGGUGAAGGAGCUGUGGGAGAAGAUGCUGGCGGAGAAGAAGGUUAAAGAGCAUAGCAAGAAAUCGAAGAAGGUGAAGAAUGGCGAGGAGGUGGGGCGAUUGACUGGGACGAAACAUGGCAUCGAGGCUCGUGGUCAGGGAGCAGAGAGUAAGAAGUUCAAGGUUGCUGAUUUGGCUCCUGCUCAUGCCACCAAGGAAAUCUAUGCGUCGCUCUUCACUUCAUCGAAGAAGCAGGAUUUCAAGGAGACGUAUAGUUGCAGAUCUUUGCCGCUUGGUCGAAACUGAAGGCUUGGUUAUUCAUAUCUAUAGAAACUGGUACUGUACUGUUAUUUGUUGAACUUGCAUUGCUUUCUUGGAGAUCCCCUGCUGCUAUGUAGAAAUCAUUGAUUUGAUGGCUAUCAAAGUUAUGCAAAACUGGAUUUUUUGUUA
This is a messenger RNA of Salvia hispanica, 1244 nucleotides long. RefSeq names its product RTF2 RING-finger protein. Gene Ontology annotation, cellular component: nucleus. The record is from RefSeq and is a predicted model, not a curated record. Gene Ontology annotation, biological process: mitotic DNA replication termination. Gene Ontology annotation, molecular function: protein binding. NCBI's taxonomy places the organism in Eukaryota, Viridiplantae, Streptophyta, Magnoliopsida, Lamiales, Lamiaceae.